AUGAAUAAGGUGACAGGUCUGGCGAUCUCAUGCGAUCACACUUUCAAAGUCAUUAAAAAUAUUGGAGUAGUAAGGCCUGGCUAAGAUGAGAAAUUCAUAACGCAGUUUAAAAACUUGUACAUUACAGAACAAAAAGCUGGAGCUUAUUUGUAUUGACGACUGUUGCAAGGUUCGCAAGAAGUAUCAAUCAAUAUUUAAAAAUACUCCUGGAAACUUGAUCUUUACCAUGCUUGUCAAAGAGUAUGCAAAACGUUUCUACAUGAUAACCACCCUCUCAAAAGAGCAUUUGAAGAGGAAUUUGGUUUGAUAUUCUGACAAGACCAUGACCAAGGAGAUGUUCGUUUGCAGGAAAAAUCCUGCAAAGUAAAAAUUCUCCAAAACUUGAACAUUUUCCUGAAGAGGUUGGACCAUGUAGUCGUCUCUCCUCUUACCAAGGAAACUCUGGAAGAAAUAGAAAGACUUAAAAAACACAUCCUUAACAAUUUUCUAUCGGGAAUACCUCCAGGGUUCGGAACAGAGCGGAAUGAACAGCUGCACAAGCUGCUAAACAGAUCCUGUUUGUCAGGAGCAACGAGAAUCAAUGUGGAAUUAGUUGUAGCGAUUCUCACUGUGCUUUUCUAUCACCACAGUAGUCGGACUUUACUAACAAAGCAUAAAUGCAAUUCAAGAGUAGGAUGCGCUCUGCCGAUUGAGGUACAUAAUGCGAAAAUAGAAGAGAAAGAUGAGUCUUCAAGUUUCUUACCUCCUUUUAAAGGAAGCACUGGAGUAUCACACUUUCCAAGAGGACGGCCUCAUUUCGGAUGUAAACUCCAGCAAUUAUCAGCAAGAUACCACCGUUGUUGCAGAGGAAAUUGAGGAUGUGCAAACGGAAUUUGUCUCUAGGGUAAUACUGUAUAUGUAUGAGGUCAUCACAAACUUAGAGGCCAAGAAACACAGCAGGGCAUUUGAAGCUUCAGACAUACAGGAAAUGAUCAAUAUGCCAGAUUUCAUUAGUUUCCAAAGCCUGUUUGAUGCACAUGAAGAUGACAUAAGUAUCGACAGGAAUCGAAGCAUAUUGUAGAGAAAUUUUGGCCUGGAAAUAGAAGAAGUAGUCGCCGACGGAGACUGUGCCUUUAGAAACUUAGUGAAGCAAAUUUAUAAAUUUAUUGCAGGAGAUACAUUGUUCAAAGAACAUUUGGAGAGCAUCAGUUUAUUGAAGACUGAAGAGAAAGACACUUAUCACUCGGGGCAACUUUUUGUUGACGAGGUCUUAAGUGGAGAUAAAGAACUUCUUUCCUUCUUACCUAAAGAAGAUGAUGUUGAAACCCUUCAGGAAAAAGCGGAGGAAUUUCAAUCACCAGGAGUUUACGACAAGAUGCUUGGGGAUUUGGUCAUGAAGACAUCCGCACAAAUACUACAAUUGCCAACAAUG
Messenger RNA from Pocillopora meandrina, 1411 nucleotides. The record is from the annotation of a GenBank genome assembly. NCBI's taxonomy places the organism in Eukaryota, Metazoa, Cnidaria, Anthozoa, Scleractinia, Pocilloporidae.